CACGUGUCAGUGAUCAUAUGACAUGAAAAACCCGAGAGACUUCCACGUGAUGUAAUUUUAAAUAGCAACGAUAAAGCUGCGAAGAAAGGACCCGAAGAUAAUAACAAAGCGGUAACUGUCAUAAUACUUAAUGUUGUAUAAGGGUACAAAUUAUAACACCUUUGUAAGCUGCGUAACAGAUGAUGGAUUUGACGUGUAACCUCGCGUUGCUUGCUUUGAUCAUAGUUCAUUGUGCUCGCGCAUCACCGCCGAAUUUCGUUCUGCUUUUCGCCGAUGAUUUGGGUUACGGUGAUCUGGGGUGUUUUGGACACCCAAGCUCUCUCACUCCGAAUCUAGACAGACUAGCGGCGAAAGGUCUGCGUUUUACCGACUUCUACGUCACGAGUCCCGUGUGCAGCCCCUCCAGGGCAGCCUUGCUGACGGGUCGCUUCCAGACUCGUUCCGGCAUUUAUCCGGGUGUGCUCUAUCCGGGCUCAAGAGGGGGUCUCCCACUCAACGAGACCACUAUCGCAGAGGUCCUGAAGGCUCAGGGUUACACAACAGCCAUUAUCGGAAAAUGGCACCUGGGCGUUGGACUUAAUGGCACUUUCCUACCCACCAGACAGGGCUUUGACAAUUAUCUUGGAAUCCCAUACUCGCAUGACCAGGGUCCCUGUCAGAAUCUCACCUGCUUUCCUCCAGAUGUGAAGUGCUAUGGCCUCUGUGAUCAGGGUGUGGUAACUGUGCCUCUCAUGUUUAAUGAGAUUAUCAAGCAGCAGCCCGCAGAUUUCCUGCAGCUUGAGAAGGCCUACAGCAAAUUUGCGUCUCAGUUCAUUAAUGAUGCCGUCCUAAAUAAGAGCCCAUUCUUCUUGUAUUAUCCUUCACAUCACACACACUACCCUCAGUAUGCAGGUGCGGACUAUGCAGGUAAGUCACCGCGUGGGCCGUUCGGUGAUGCUUUGAUGGAGUUUGAUGGCACAGUGGGGAAGAUUCUGCAAACUCUGGAGGAGACCGGUGUGAUCAACAAUACUCUCAUCUUCUUCACUGGUGACAAUGGGCCAGAGCUAAUGCGGAAGUCACGUGGGGGAAAUGCGGGACUGAUGAAAUGUGGCAAAGGCACGACUUACGAAGGAGGAAUGAGAGAGCCGGCCAUCGCAUAUUGGCCUGGAUUCAUUCAACCAGGUGUCACCCGUGCACUGGCCAGCUCUUUGGACAUCCUGCCCACCUUUGCCAAACUGGCUGGGGCUCCAUUACCCGAGGUGCAGCUGGACGGGGUGGACAUGAUAGACAUCCUGUUCAAUAAAGGACCGAGUAAAAGACAGACCAUGUUUUACUACCCCACUGACCCAAGUAAGAAGUAUAGCGUGUUUGCAGUGAGAUGGAAAAAUUUCAAAGCUCAUUACUUUACACGGGGCGCAGCUCACAGUGAGACCACCCCAGACAACAACUGCUCAUUACUGGCCUUCAAGUAUCAUGAUCCUCCUUUACUAUUUAACCUGGAGGCAGACCCCUCAGAAAACUAUAACCUUGAUGGUACUGAAUGGGACCCUGUGCUCAAGGAAAUUCAGACCAUCAAGGAGCAGUUUGAGGCUUCUAUGGUGUUUGGUGAAAGUCAGAUUGCCAAAGGCACAGACUCUGCACUCGAGCCCUGCUGCACUCCGAAUUGCACCCCUAAACCCGAAUGCUGCCACUGCACUUAAGCACUUUAAUAAAAGCGGUAGUCAGCCGGAACACAGAACACUGUCGAAUCCCAGCAUGACCAUGAAAAUUUGAUUUUAUAAUAUAUUUUUUUAGGUAAUAUGUAUUGUAAUUUGAUUUUUUUUUUUUUAAAUUGGUAUUAAAAAAGUAUAUCAGCUGGUGUUGGUGAUAUACCAGUUGGUAUACCAGGCCUGCAAGAACAGGUUUGGCAAAGUGACUUCCAUCCAGAGGACCGACCAAAGUGAGAAGGGAAUGAGGGAAAGGGAGACUGACCAUCUAGUGUGAUGAAGGCACCGACAACUACGGAAGAACUGGAGGAAGGCAACGCAGGCAGAGAAACAGGGUCUAAAAGUCUUAUGGGAGGAGGUCAGACAAAAACUGUCCAGGCUUUGCAAAGCUGAACGUAUCCGCAAGGGCAGGAAAUGGAAAGAACGAGCCAGCUUCUUCAAAGACCCCUUUAAGCAUGCCAGACAGCUGCUGGAGGAAAAGAAGAGUGGGAAGCUCGAAACCACCAUGGAGAAACUGGAGCACGUUAGGAACACCAGGGUAUGUACUUAAGCCUGCACCUCAGACUGCUGUGUUCAAAAUCAUGCCCCCAAGCUCAGUGAAGUUAGGCUGAAUAAUCACACUUCAGGAUUGAAGGAGCGAAAUGAUGCUGACCCGUGGGCACCAGAGGGGGUGUGACCUGUAGCAAUGCCUAGCAGGUGUUCCACAUACCUGUACAUUUCACUUAAGGUAAUUUGUAAUGUAAUUGGUAUCAAAAAAAUGUGUCGUUCAGAAACUGAAGUCGAGGUAUUGUUAUCGAUAUUGAAACAUUUUGAACGAUAUCCAGCCCUACUGUCAUGACAGUAACUGUAAGUGACUACAUGAUAGUAUGAUUGAAGUUACUGGUGUUUUCAAAGGGAAUUGCGGAGCUAAAUGACAGUUAUAGAAUGUGUUUGUUUGUUUUUUUUAAGCACAAAUGUAUGAAUGUUUACUCUCCAAUUUAUCUCAUACUGUCUUUUGAGAUGAAUUUGAUAUCAGUCUGCUUUUAACACCUAAUCAUUAAGUUUUAGAAAUAAAAGGAAUUAAAAGAA
Pimephales promelas (fathead minnow) is the source of this 2753-nucleotide messenger RNA. RefSeq names its product arylsulfatase A (gene arsa). Lineage: Eukaryota; Metazoa; Chordata; Actinopteri; Cypriniformes; Leuciscidae. The record is from RefSeq and is a predicted model, not a curated record. Gene Ontology annotation, molecular function: arylsulfatase activity.